Messenger RNA from Hyposmocoma kahamanoa, 2629 nucleotides. It is a transcript of the gene UGT46A2, whose product is annotated as 2-hydroxyacylsphingosine 1-beta-galactosyltransferase-like. The transcript is spliced from 4 exons. The record is from RefSeq and is a predicted model, not a curated record. The coding region runs from base 26 to 1606 and encodes 526 amino acids. Gene Ontology annotation, molecular function: UDP-glycosyltransferase activity. Lineage: Eukaryota; Metazoa; Arthropoda; Insecta; Lepidoptera; Cosmopterigidae.
CGCGGUUUCGUAGCGAACAGCCGUCAUGCGGUCAUUUGUGUUUUAUUUGGUCGCGUUGUUCGCGCUAUUGAGCGAUGUCCAGCCCGCACGCAUCCUUGGUUUAUUUCCCCACACAGGCCGAAGCCAUCAAAUGGUUUUCGAGCCAUUACUUAAUAAAUUAGCAGAGAGAGGACAUGACGUCCAUGUAGUAUCCUUCUUCCCUUUAAAAAAUCCACCGGCAAACUACACAGACUAUAGCUUGGAAGGAAUAUCACAACUUGGAUUGGAGUCUGUGAACCUGGCUCUAUUUGAGAACCCUAAUCCAGUGAUGAAGCUGUUAGGACUUGACACGUUGCUAUUUAAAGUGUUUGCAUUUUGGCCUUUGAACGAAUUUGCAAUUAAUACCUGCAUGAAGUCAAUGGAUUGGCCAGCGGCGAAAGAAGCGUUUAGCCAACAAUAUGAUUUGAUUAUUGUGGAAUAUUUUACUAGUGAUUGUAUGGUAGGUCUUGCACAUGUGUAUGGUAUCAAAGCGCCCAUAGUGGCAGUAUCUUCUAGUGAUUUACUGCCAUGGGUACCGGACCGUCUCGGCUUAAAUGACAACCCUGCAUACGUGCCACAAUUGACCACUUAUUUUACGACGAAAAUGAAUUUCUUUAAUCGGAUGGAGAACACGUUACUGAGUGUAUAUUAUAAAUACUGGUUCCGACGUAUGAUUCAAGAAAAAGAACAAGAGAUAAUUGAAAAGCAUUUUGGUAGAAGAAUCCCGGAUUUACAUGAUUUGGCAAAAAAUUUAUCGUUGAUUAUUGUCAACACACAUUACACGGUUAAUGGAGUACGACCGUCGUUGCCGGGCGUAAUAGAAGCGGGGGGAAUGCAUUUAGAUCAUACCAGGAAGCCAAUACCUCAUUACAUCGAACGUUUCCUAAACGAGUCAAAAGAAGGGGUUGUCUUACUGAGUUUUGGGUCCCUCAUCAAGACUGCAACUUUGCCAAAGUACAAGGAGCAGAUGAUCGUGAACGCUAUGUCCAAACUGAAACAGAGAGUUCUGUGGAAGUAUGAAAAUAGUGGAGAAGAAGGCACCUUGACUGGAAACAUCCUGAGAGUGAAGUGGAUACCCCAAUACGAAUUAUUACAGCACCCCAAGGUUCUUGCCUUCGUGGCCCAUGGAGGUCUUCUUGGCAUGACUGAAGCCAUAUCAGCGGGCAAGCCGAUGGUGGUAAUGCCGUUUUUCGGUGACCAGCCCACCAACGGCGCGGCGGCUCAAGAAGUUGGUUUAGCCAAAGUCGUCCCUUACGCAGAACUUAGUGAAAAGGCCCUCUUUGAAGCUUUACAGGACGUUCUAAGCGCUGAAAUGCGUGUAGCUGCUCGUCGCAUUUCCGAAAUGUGGAAGGACCGCCCGACAAAACCUCUGGACACAGCGGUCUACUGGACAGAACGUGUCAUCAGAUGGGGCCAUCAAUCUCCUCUACAUUCUUCAGCCCGAGAUAUGACUUUCAUUCAGAAAUCUUUAUUAGACGUCGCUGCCGCCUUUAUGAUUAUUGUUAUUGUUUUACUAUUCGUCUUCAAGUUCUUAUUAUCUUUAGUACCUAGGUUGUUAACAUCGGGUGGUAAGCAGAAAUUGCAUUAAGACAUAAUGAAAUGUGAUAUUGUAUAGAAAUUAGUUGGAAGAUAAAUGUUAAGUUUUAUUUGGCAUCCGUAGGUCCCCAGGGAUUAGCGCUGUGGGCGUUUGAGGGUGGCCAAUUUAGGAAAAUUAAAUGAUCUUAUGUAAAUCGGUUUCCUAGUACCGUCGUAGUUAAUCAAAUUCAUUGUUCCGGUACACAUAAUACACGAAAUUCUCUAGUUUGAGACCGGGUAAUCUGUGUCAAGCACAUUACUAUAAUAACAUUAGUUUAUUUUUGAGCCGUGUUAUUUAAACCAAACAACCAUACAAUAUCAGGCCAUGAUUAACUGGUUAGUGCUUUUGAUAAUUUUUACUACAUUCCCAAAUAUAUGGCGUAACUUUGUAUAAUAGUUAAUAACAAAUAUAUAUUGUUGUCAUUGACCAGUACAUAGAUAUCGUUGAUUACUCUCCUUCAAUUUUGAAUGGCACUUGACACUCUUGGCGUACCUCCAAAGGUAAACGUAACAGUGUAAAUUAGAAAACGCAUUAACGAUCACCAGCUCAAAACGUGAUAAAAUAUCUAAAUAGAAAAAAAGGAUGCCUUACUACAGCUGAAUGGAGUAUGGCCAAUUUUUCAUGAAACCGCUAAUUUCAUUGCGUUGUAACAGAGAUUCUAUAGUAAAAGUUAGAUGUUACAAAUAUAUGAAUACCAUCUUCCCCCUCGAAACUAACUGUAGUAACUAGCAUUAGGGUGCAACCACAUUUAUAAACGCGGAAUCGGCUUGAGUUGAGUCGGGCAUAAAGUUUGUAACCAUGCAGAAAAUGCUAUCGGGUGACUUCAGCAAAACAUGUCGGCAGUCGCAUUUCGCCAAGACGCACGUGCUGGGGGUAAUUCAAUACCUACCUAACAUUAUUAGUGGCAUACCACGGAUACUUCGUGUCCAUAAUAAGAUUCGGCAUUAUCUUCUUUGCUUCGUGUUCUAGAUUAGAAAUAAACAUUUGUAGCAUCACAUACAGUACAGCCAAUACGCACUGAAUUUUGAAAUAUAA